CUGCCCACCAGCUGAAAAACAAAAAAAGUUGGGCACAUAGCAUUUAAUUAGCUCGAAAAUGGACUAAACAAAGACAGCGAACCGAAAUCCGAGGCAAACAGAGUCUGCAUGAACUAUCUAACGAUUCUGCUGUGCAACCGAAAACCGACGAUGCUCUCGCGCCGGAGCAAGAAGUCCCAGUCGCAGUCGCAUAAGGAGGGCGUGGUGGGGAAGUACAUGAAGAAGGACACUCCACCGGAAAUUCCGGUGAUUAAUGUGUGGACCACUGACCAGCGUGCCAAGAAGAAGUCGUUGCAGCGUUGUGCCAGCACUUCGCCCAGCUGUGAGUUCCAUCCGCGAAGUUCGAGCACCAGUCGGAAUACCUACUCCUGUACGGACUCCCAGCCAGAUUACUACCAUGCCAGGCGGGCCCAGAGUCAAUUGCCUCUGCAACCGCAUACGCAUCCCCACUCCCUGCCCCAUCCCACCCAUCCUCAUGUGCUUACCCAUCCGCCACUGCCGCCGCACCAAUUUCGUGCUAGCAGCAAUCAACUGAGCCAGAGCAGUAGCAACUACGUAAACAUUGAACAAAUCGAGCGAAUGCGCCGCCAGCAGUCGUCGCCUCUGCUGCAUACUAGUUCAUCGCCUGCUCCAGGAGCUGGUGGAUUCCAGCGUAGCUACUCCACUACCCAGAGGCAGCAUCAUCCCCAUAUGGCCGGAUCAAGCUACGAUGCGGAUCAAGGACUGCUCAGUGCUUCCUAUGCCAAUAUGCUGCAACUGCCCCAACGGCCACAUUCGCCCGCCCACUACGCCGUCCCACCACCUCAACAACAGCAGCUUCCCCAAAUGCAUCACGCUUCUAGCCAUGCCUCCAGCCACUCCUCCACGCCCUUCGGCUCGACGCUGCGAUUCGACCAGUCUGCCAUGUCCAUCAGGGAGCGACAGCCUUCCGGGUACCAGCCCUCCAGGUCCCCUAUGCAACAACAACAGCAGCAGCUGCAGCACCAGCAACUGGCAGCUCACCUUGGCGGCAGCUACUCCAGUGACUCCUAUCCGAUUUAUGAAAAUCCGUACCGUGUCUCCUCGAUGCGUGCCACUCAGUCGCAGCGAUCGGAGUCGCCCAUUUACAGCAACACGACGGCAUCGUCGGCCACGCUGGCCGUGGUUCCACAGCAUCACCAUCAGGGUCACUUGACGGUGCCAUCUGGUAGCGGUGGAGGAUCUCUGAGUGGCAGUGGACGUGGUGGUAGCUCUGGCAGUGUUCGUGGCACUUCUACCUCAGUGCAAUCUCUGUACGCACCACCCCGAACUCCACCCAGUGCAGUUGGCGGAGCUGGUGGCAGUGUCAAUGGAUCACUGCAAAAGGUACCAUCACAGCAGUCGUUAACGGAGCCCGAGGAACUACCUCUUCCGCCCGGUUGGGCCACACAGUAUACGUUGCACGGAAGGAAGUACUACAUCGAUCACAACGCUCAUACAACUCAUUGGAAUCACCCCCUAGAACGGGAGGGCCUGCCGGUGGGCUGGAGGCGGGUGGUGUCCAAAAUGCACGGAACCUACUACGAAAACCAAUACACGGGGCAAUGCCAGCGUCAGCAUCCGUGCUUAACAUCAUACUACGUGUAUACAACUUCAGCGGAGCCGCCGAAAGCGAUUCGACCGGAGGCAUCGCUCUAUGCUCCACCCACCCACACUCACAACGCUCUGGUUCCGGCGAAUCCCUACCUGCUCGAGGAAAUCCCUAAAUGGCUGGCAGUCUACUCUGAGGCAGACUCGUCCAAGGAUCACCUCCUGCAGUUCAACAUGUUCAGCCUACCGGAGCUGGAGGGCUUCGACAGUAUGUUGGUGCGGCUAUUCAAACAGGAACUGGGCACCAUAGUCGGUUUCUACGAGCGCUAUCGUCGUGCUUUGAUACUCGAGAAGAACCGACGCGCCGGCCAGAACCAGAACCAGUGACCAGGUGACGACUGAAACUGAACAGAUACUCGCCAACAGCUAUAUAGUUUUUAUAGUGUCCUGCAAUCCGACCUUUAACUUAUUUAACCAUCGACUCAUCGCGAAAUCAGUGCCUUAGACAAGACUAAACGAGGAGGGAGCCAAGUUGGAGUGCCUUGAAUUAACGUAGAAAUUUGUUACGUUCGAUUUAUACCACCCUUUAAUGUGAUUUGAGCUUGCUGUUUCUUUGUAAAAUGUGCAAAUUAAACUGGUUUACUGAUUAUCUU
This is a messenger RNA of Drosophila eugracilis, 2201 nucleotides long. It is a transcript of the gene sav, whose product is annotated as scaffold protein salvador. Lineage: Eukaryota; Metazoa; Arthropoda; Insecta; Diptera; Drosophilidae. Gene Ontology annotation, biological process: regulation of cell population proliferation; hippo signaling; apoptotic process. The transcript is spliced from 3 exons. Gene Ontology annotation, molecular function: molecular adaptor activity; protein binding. The coding region runs from base 109 to 1935 and encodes 608 amino acids. The record is from RefSeq and is a predicted model, not a curated record.